CCGGCCUCGGGCUCCCUCCGCCGGUCUUGAGAACAAAGCUGUUAAUGGAAAAAUUAAUGUGUAAGUACAGAAUAAGAAGAGCAAUCUGAUCUUUGAGAGAUGGCAGGAUUCCUAGACAACUUCCGCUGGCCAGAAUGUGAGUGUAUUGACUGGAGUGAAAGAAGAAAUACUAUUGCUUCAAUAGUUGCUGGUGUAUUGUUUUUCACAGGCUGGUGGAUAAUGAUAGAUGCUGCAGUAGUUUACCCUAAGCCAGAACAAAUGAACCAUGCGUUCCAUACUUGUGGGGUGUUUUCAACGCUAGCUUUUUUCAUGAUAAAUGCUGUAUCAAAUGCACAGGUGAGAGGAGACAGCUACAGUGAUGGAUGUUUAGGAAGAACAGGUGCUCGUGUCUGGCUCUUCAUUGGCUUUAUGCUGAUGUUUGGUUCACUUAUUGCUUCAAUGUGGAUUCUUUUUGGAGCAUAUGUAACACAGAACACUAAUGUUUACCCUGGAUUAGCAGUGUUUUUCCAGAACGCGUUGAUAUUUUUCAGUACCCUGAUCUACAAGUUUGGAAGAACAGAAGAGUUAUGGGCAUGAGUUACUGCCUAUGGCAUUUCUAUUCCACAGUUGCUAUGUCGUACUAUGUAUGUAGAUAUAUUUACAUUUAUUUGUUCUUGGUUUGCUUUCUAAAUUGAAUGAACUGAGGCAAAUUACAGUUUCUGUAAUAAGCUCCCUCUUUUCACAGGACAGAUAUGUGAAUAUGUACAUAUGACUGUAUAUAUCUUAAAAAGGGAACAUCAGGCUUUCCUUCUGAAACCUUCAGGCUUAUUUAUUCAGAUACAGGGGUUUCUGUCAACCCCUGAGGCUUGAUCUUCCACACCUUCAUGUGUGUUAGAGACUUCAGGGGAACCAUUAGUGAACAAGCAGGAUAAAGGCUGUACCCUGUGAAAGGGGUGAUUACUUUUAUGUAUGGGGGAGCUCAAAGCCAAUUCUGCAAGGGCUGCGGGUGUAAUGUGAAGGAGUAGCCAGCGCAUGGAAGUGACACAGCUGAGCCUGCUUUUAAUGAGAGGAAAUUCUGUUGUAUGCUGAGAUAAAAGCUGAUUUUAAGAAUUUUAUAUAACUGUUCAGAAAAAUACAAAGUAGCUAUUUUUUUGUAAAAGGUUAUGAAUUUUUAAACCAGGCCCUCCAUCAAGCAGGUUCCGCAUGGCAAAUGAAAAUGUUCUUGACUUCUGAUUGCUAUAGCACAAACAACAUUUGGUAGCACCACAGCCCUGGGAAUUAAUUUCAUGCUGUUUUGUGUAAUAAAUACAAAUUAGUAUUUAAUGUAUUUACUGGUAUUGGAAUAAAAACCACCACCCUGAUGCCAGUCCUACUUAAAGACUAU
This is a messenger RNA of Neopsephotus bourkii (Bourke's parrot), 1363 nucleotides long. RefSeq names its product transmembrane protein 50B (gene TMEM50B). Bases 100 to 576 code for a protein of 158 amino acids. The transcript is spliced from 7 exons. Gene Ontology annotation, biological process: late endosome to vacuole transport via multivesicular body sorting pathway; protein targeting to vacuole. The record is from RefSeq and is a predicted model, not a curated record. NCBI's taxonomy places the organism in Eukaryota, Metazoa, Chordata, Aves, Psittaciformes, Psittacidae.